AGGACCAUCAGAAGCAGUACGGCUACCAGAACUACCACGACUGGCAGUUCAAUGGUUGGAAGAGCUUUCAAAACAAUGUCUACAGCACGGUCGACACCAAAGCCCAAGUCGACGCGUCCAAGCUGUGCCGCGAAGUAGCAAUCACAAAGAUGAUGGCUCAGCUUACCAUGGAGCCUACGGAGAGGAUCGCGACCUACAGGCGCCAGGUCGAGGAGCUGAACAAGAGAAACCAUAGCAUCGAGACCAGCAUCCACGAGCUCAGCAACGAUGAAAAAGGGCCUGGGAUUUCCAGCUACAGCGACAAGACCGACGAUGCCACCGACUACACCAGCAAGGGGCCGAACGCAAGGAUCCACCUCUUCACCGACGGCUCCAAGCACCCGAAAAAGCCGAACGAUGACGCCUUGGCCGUUAUCAUUGUAGGGGGCGACGACCUCGGCUUCGCGCUUCAAGGAGCAAUCGUUGGGAAGCGCAAUAGCAUCACCGACGACGCAGCGAAGGGCAAUCGCGACAGGGAAACCACCUCCACUACCGUCGAGAUCACCGCGCUCACAUGGGCUUUCGCUUGGGUCAUGCACCGCAACCUCGACGACGCCGUCACGAUCUCGAUCGACUCGUUGGGGGCCCUGCGGCUUGCGAAGAGCAUGGCCUUCACCGACCACGACCCCGACCUUGUCGGGGCGCUCAGCAUCCUCUACGACAUGGUCAGCCAGAAGAUGGACCUGCAGCACGUCCACGCACGCGAGCGCAGCCCCUGGAGAGAAGUCGCCGACGCGGCCGUUAACCGCGCUCGUAUCACCGCAGUUGCAGUUCCACAGCCAGGAUGGGUGAUCAUAAUGGACGGCAAGUACCAGCGAGAGGGCGAUGUCUCCCGCGCCAAUGCGAACAGCUACCACGUGAUCUCCAGCGGCCACGCGGGAUAUACUCACAGCUGCGGGCUCCACGUCUUCCUUAGCAAGCCCUACGGGAAGUGCGGCGAGGAAGAGCUCUUCUUCCAGCGCGACCAGUUCAUCAUUAUCGAGAACGAAGAGAAAUCCAGUUUUUGGAAGAGGUUCACCGAGGCGACCGAGAAGCCCCAUAUCGGAAUCGCUUUGAUAGACGCCAUCGCCAGAACAGGCGACAUCACCAGCACGGCGCUCGGUGACCAGGGCACGCAACAGAAAAAUUAUUCGAAUGGAAGACGUCUCCACGAGCUGCUCCUUUCCGACCACCUUGCGGCCGCUAGCGCAUUCGUCAGCGACGGCACCGAGCACCGCGCAUGGCACUCAGGCAAGAACCCCCGCCGCAUCGACUACGUCAUCAUUCCGAGGGGAUACUUGGGCUCGAUUGAAGCGUGCUCCGUCCUUUGCGGCGUCGACAACGGCUGCGGCCCCGACGCCAAGGGCGACCGCUACCCCGUCAAGUUGGAGCUCGCCCAUGAGAUCGAAUCUUCGGCUACAAAGGGAGCGCCGAAGCUCGGCGGGAUAACGAAGGCGGCUUACGAGAGCUUCCGCUCCCACGACCGUGCCCAACACAAGCCCUACAUCACGGAGCGCUCCUCCGUUCAUUGUUCAUUGUUCAAGACGACCCGCGUCGCGAAUAAGAACGGGCUCACUAACUACGUCGGCGAUAAGCUGCCCCGAUGCACCGCGAAGCUUCUCUCGCGCGACGCCAUGCUCCCUGACCUGGCGGACGCGAGGCUUUCGGCCAUUAUCAACGGCUGCACUAAAUUCAUCGCUGCUUCCGUCAUCUCUGGCUCCCCCUUCCUAUAUGACCAAGCAGACAGAGCAGCGCCGAGAGCGGAAGGAGCGACGUCCAGCAGCGUCGACAGCACUCAGCAUCACUAUGGCACCAUCGUGCAGUUCCUCAGAGCAACUAAGCCAAUGCUUAAGAAGUGGCUUGAAGAAGAUCGCGACGCCUUCCUCGAGGCCGCCGAAGAAUUGAGCGUUGCCUCCGACGACCGCGCCCCGCGACAAGGGGCCCUGUACGCCAGGCGCCCGCUGGCCUUUGGAGGGCGAAAGCCCGAGAAGCCGCCCGCGCCUAUCAUUCGCAGCACUGGCGACGGCAGGCCCCUCGCGACCAAGACUGAAAUCGCCGACUGCACCUACGAAUGCUACGGCAGGAUCGAGAUGGGCGAGUCUACGGGCACCGAAGGGUUAGCCGAAGACGACAACGCGAGAACCAGCGCUACCCGACCAGCACCGAAGAUCCAUAACAUCAUUCCGAAGCACCAGCUCACUAGCCACCUGGCCGAUGGCCAGGGAGCCGUUGAUCGGCAGAAAUCCUACCGCGGCAUCCUUCUCAACAACGCCAUCGGGCAGAUGCACGGCCGCUUUCUACGUUCGCGGGCCUUCCAUUCCGUAAUCAGGGAGUUCCGCAUGCGACUGCCGACACCAUCCGACGAACCCAACGACCUCAUCGAACGGAUCGACAUCCCAAGCUUCGUCCAUCCCUCGCGGAAGGACCGACUACAGCAACCUGCACACAACAACCAACACAUCGACGACGAGCUCCUCUGCCGCAUAAUCGCCGACCACUACACCUCCAACUGGAUGACGGCGAACAGCGCCAAGCACUACCAGCUACCACGGGCCGGCGCCCGGCCUUGCGCGCCGUGUUCCGACGUCGCCUUCAACGCGCACUUCGCCAUCAUGCCGAGAGCCAUCGACCAAGCAGCGACCGCCGACGUAAAUCGCAACCACCCGGCAGGUGGCCACGGAAUCGAGGCUGGAGAGAACCAAUUAUUCUCGGCGGCGCCCCACGCGGGCAGCGUGCUCAGGAACGCGUCCUUCGUCGACGACCUCGCGGACUACAACUCGACCCCCAGCGCUAGCGACCUGAUCCAGACAACGCGACUUUCAGCCACCAGACUGUGCGCACCAGCACACCAGCACGGACUUCAGCCGCACCCAGACAAGACGAAAGCCAUCGUCACGCAUUAUGGCAGCGGGGCCAGAAGGGAGCGCCAGAAGAUCGCCAAUGACAAGGUCACCUUCAUCGAGCUCGAAGGCCUCCCCAUCAAGGUGCAGCUCGUGACCCAGCAGAAAGCCUUCGGGACCAUCAUCGUGGUGGGCGGGGCCAUGGGCCCCGAUGUCUACCUCAGAGGCCUGCAGGACAGCGACAUCGUCAACUGGGCCCGCCAGAAGCCCAAGCGCUUCAUCAUCGCGAUGCGCGACCAGGCCCAGCUGGAGAGAUUCCAGAAGGAUGCCCAGAUGCCCGCGACCUUCUCGAGCACCGCAGGGACCGACCAGACCGACGGCAUCGACGAGAUCGAGAUACCAGCCUACAAGAUCGAGAUCACGCCGCUCCCAAUCUUGGAGACGCCGCCCAUAUUCCCUAAGAUCUGCGCCGCCAUCCAUCCGACGAAGCACCAACCCACAGCCCCGAAGACACCCGAGCCAGCCGAGCGACAGGACGGCGUCUUCAUCGCCGGCCGCCAUCGACAACCAGGUGACCUCCAACAGCCAAUGCGCGACAGGAUCCUGAGGGGUGGGAUCGCAGGAAUAUAUGCCGAGAUGCCGAGAAGGACCUGGUACCACUUCGACCAUGCCAACGACCUUGCCAACCGUGCCAAUACCCGCCGCUCGAAGGUAACGCCAUGGGGACCAGCCGACGCCACGGAAAAGGUAGAGCUCUAUUCAGCCAGUUCCGUCGCGAGAGAAGCCCUCAUCAUCGCGCACGCUGCCGACGAAGCGAAGGUUCCUUUCCUUGCCAUACACGCCGCGGACCCUAUCUUCUGGAUGCUCCCCGGGAGCCACUACACCAUCAAGCGCGCGGCAGCGACGUUCAGCACGGCCAGAAACUACGAGCUUGGCACCGAAACUCAGAUGAAGGAGACAACCGCCGAGGACUUCGACCUCGCCGCAGCUGCUCAGCUCGACGAGAUGAUCAUAGCAAGAUGGGGCUUCAGGGUGGCCAGCGCAGCGCCAACCAGCGACAUGCACACCAGCUACGAUGGGUACCUCAACCACGUACUGAACGAGGACGUCGUCAGCGGCGACGACAUCAGCGGCGACCGCAGCGAGGACCACCAAAGCUGCAGCCACCACAGGCACGAUUGCGAGACGCUAUGCCGUGAAGCGGGUCGGAGUACGCAAGUGGAUAUCGCGGACGCCACGGAGCAAGGUCUAUAA
Messenger RNA from Prorocentrum cordatum, 4112 nucleotides. Lineage: Eukaryota; Dinophyceae; Prorocentrales; Prorocentraceae. The record is from the annotation of a GenBank genome assembly.